AUGGCUCCAAAGCAAGUUGUAACGACCGACAAAGGGCUCAAGUCCAACUUGUUCUCUCAAGCCACAAUCCACAAUGGAACCAUUUUCGUGUCCGGAAAUAUCGGCAUCGUUCCGUCCACCAUGAAAGUAGUGGAGGGGUCAGUCGCGGACAGAACAAAACAAGCUCUGGAAAACAUCAGAGUGGUUCUGGAGGAAGCCGGCAGCAGCUUUGAAAAGCUCCUGAAGAUGAACAUUUAUUUGACCAGCAUGGAGGACUAUGCAGCCAUGAAUAACGCCUAUCUUGAAAUCAUCCCGGAUCCGAAGCCAGCACGGACCUGUGUCUGCGUCAAGGAGCUGCCCUUCAAGACAGAUGUCGAAAUUGAAGUCAUUGCAGCAUUGUGA
Molecule: messenger RNA, 381 nt
Organism: Cladophialophora yegresii CBS 114405
Lineage: Eukaryota; Fungi; Ascomycota; Eurotiomycetes; Chaetothyriales; Herpotrichiellaceae
Product: endoribonuclease L-PSP
Exons: 5
Coding region: 1-381 (126 amino acids)
Cellular component (GO): mitochondrion; cytosol
Molecular function (GO): deaminase activity
Source: RefSeq, a predicted model, not a curated record